AUGCUUUUCUUGCGCCAGCUAACCCUCGGUCAAUACAGUUGCUUGGUUCAUUGGCUGCCUCACAGACACCUGACGCUUAUCCUGUCGGUUAUCCGCUACUCCUUCUCGUGGAUCCGAAUGAAUUACUACUCCCGCACCGCCCAGUUCUCCUACCGCCUGACCUUCAUCGCCGCUGCCGUCACAUAUGGCAUCGUCGUCUACAAGACCCUGCGCGCCCGUUCCAAGGCCGGUGCCAAGCUGCAGGCCAGUGCUACGUCCCUGAUCUUUGACGAGAAUGUCCAGUACCUGCGUAUGUUCCGAGCUAUGCUGACCUCUGUCCCUGCUGGCUUUACUGACCUCGCUGCAGUCAUGGCCCUUGUCUGGCUCUUCUCCCCCCAGUAUCCUCUCGCCAUGCUCCCCUACGGCAUCUACUCCAUCUUCCACUUCGCUACAUACACCCGCUCCAACCUGAUCCCGACCAUCAUCCCUCCCAAGCAGAUCACUCCUGCUACUGGCGCAUCACCGAGCGGCAAGCCUCAGUUCGCUCCUCACCCCAUUGCGGAUGCCAUUGGCAGCUUCGUCAAGGAGUACUACGAUACAUCCAUGCUGGUUGUCUCUGGUCUCGAGAUCUUGCUCUGGAUCCGCCUGCUCCUGGCCGCCAUCUUCUUCCAGCGCCGCAGCUGGAUCCUGCUCGCCAUCUACACCACCUUCGUCCGCGCUCGUUUCGCCCAGAGCAGCCACGUCCAGCAGAGCUUCAGCCUGCUCGAGGCCAAGGUCGACAAUCUGGUCGGUGCGCAGGGCACCCCGCCGGUCGCCCGUCAGGUCUGGGAGGGUGUCAAGGGUGGUGCCCGACAGUUCCACUCGGCUACGGAUGUUAACAAGCAUCUGAACGGCGCUGCUGUCCCGAAGAAGACCUCGUAA
Messenger RNA from Phaeoacremonium minimum UCRPA7, 900 nucleotides. RefSeq names its product putative endoplasmic reticulum protein. Gene Ontology annotation, biological process: endoplasmic reticulum tubular network organization; membrane organization. Gene Ontology annotation, cellular component: endoplasmic reticulum; membrane. The record is from RefSeq and is a predicted model, not a curated record. Lineage: Eukaryota; Fungi; Ascomycota; Sordariomycetes; Togniniales; Togniniaceae. The coding region runs from base 1 to 900 and encodes 299 amino acids. The transcript has 2 exons.